Messenger RNA from Prunus armeniaca (apricot), 1137 nucleotides. Lineage: Eukaryota; Viridiplantae; Streptophyta; Magnoliopsida; Rosales; Rosaceae. The record is from the annotation of a GenBank genome assembly.
AUGAGUAGUGAUAAUUCCAAAGAUGGGUUUUGCAAAACCCGCCCGGUUCUCGGUGAUUUGACCAACCGGCUCAUAAAAAGGGGGUUUUCGAUGAUUUCAGCUGAUUCGAAACCUAAAUCUGGAGAUGGGUAUGGUAAUAAUGUGGAUUCUGAAAAUGGGGAUUCCAAAUUUGCCAAGCAAGUGUCUUUAGGGUUUGAGAAUAUAGUAAGAGAGAAGUGUAAGACCAAAAUUGGAGCAGAAUGUAACCCUGAAGCUUUAUCUUCCCCAAAGGGCACACAAGAUUCUGAGUUUUCACCUACUUAUACUGCCACUGAUGAAUCAUCGAAUGACAACAGUGACUCUGUUACCUUGACUAUGUCGAAUGACAUUGCGGAAAAGUCCAGUGACACUGGAGAUAAUGCGAGCAGUGUUAUGGGGGUUGCUGAUGCGUUGAUGGAUAAUUGCACGUCCAUUGUUUCAAAUUCCAAGUGCUCAGGACUGUGCAAGAAUGACUGUUGUGAUGGUGGAGGAAAAUGUCAAUGUGAGAAAGCGGGACAGACUUCUGAUGUUGCUCAAAGCAUUCCUCUAUAUGAAGGAUUAGUCACUGUUGUUCGCGGGAAUGAUGAAAAGGAUCUUGAUGAUGGUAAUCUGGCAUCAAACAAACAUGGUUAUGCCAAUAGUUCGAGAUUGCCUGGGUCACAUGGUUGCUCAAAAUCCCAUGAAUUUGAAAAAUUGGAAAGAUGCACGACUCUUAAGGGUGAUAAUGUUGCUGGUUUGAACAUUGGUGAUGACUUUCUUAAAGGUUGCUCUUGUUUGUUUUGCUUGAAAGCCGCUCACAUUUUGUCGGACCUUCAAUACCAGGAUAUCAAGGGUCGAAUUUCUGCAUUGAAGAAGAGUCAAAAGGAAGCGAACAUAUUUGUUGAGAAAAGUUUCAGGGGAAAGGAGAUUGAUACUAAGGGCUGGCCUCACCCAAACAAAACGUCAAAACUUGAAUAUGAUCUCUCGAGUCAGUGGAGAUCACUCUUUCUUCACGUGGAGGAUAUGCUUGUUCAUGAAAGCAACCAUCUCCAAGACAGUUAUGUCACGCUAAAAGAUCUGAGAGACAACUGCAAGAUGGAACUGGAAAUGACGAGUGGCAUGCCUUCAGAGAAACAAUAG